AUGAUGAUUGGCGCACAGUGGAUUGCUAUAUGUUCUUUGGUGGUAUUCCAUCAGGGAUCGGCCAUAUUUUUGGAGAAUAAUUGUGGAGUCGCUGACUUAUCGGUAAAUCUCUCUCCUUGGCUAGCUAUUAUUCAAAGUAAGAUCAACACUAAGUUUGUAUGUACUGGAACACUUAUUAACAAGCGAUAUGUCCUGACGACAGCGAGUUGCUUGGUCAACCAACACGAAUUAUUCGUUUGUUUGGGAAAGUGCGACCGAUCCUUGAAAAAUAAUAGCUAUGAAAAAAUCGAUGCUCAACUGGUCCACGUUCAUGAGUCAUAUUUAUCAAGCACUCAUCAAAAUGAUAUAGGUUUGCUUAGGUUACAGACGGAUGUCGAGUACAAGAAACAUAUAAAAGCGAUAUGCAUUGUAGUAAGUCCCCAACAGAUUUGGCCUAAAUCAAUACCGAUUAGCUUGUGGUCCGGGAUAAAAUCCAUACCAAAAUCAUUUGACUCCUCAUGUGGAGGUUUACCAUGCAAGUCUAUUGGCAAUCCUCUGAGCAUACCAUCAAAAGGUCCCCAAAAGGUCCAACAUGGAAUUCUAAGCUAUCGAAAUGCUACAACGUUUGCCUUUGUUUACACAAACGUUAUGGUCUAUGCCGACUGGAUUGUACCACGCGCUCUGGAUUUUGAUAUUGUAUUAAAUUAUUAA
Messenger RNA from Drosophila subpulchrella, 690 nucleotides. Its product is annotated as coagulation factor X-like. The transcript has 3 exons. Gene Ontology annotation, biological process: proteolysis. The record is from RefSeq and is a predicted model, not a curated record. Bases 1 to 690 code for a protein of 229 amino acids. Lineage: Eukaryota; Metazoa; Arthropoda; Insecta; Diptera; Drosophilidae. Gene Ontology annotation, molecular function: serine-type endopeptidase activity.